This is a messenger RNA of Guillardia theta CCMP2712, 1986 nucleotides long. RefSeq lists its product as hypothetical. Gene Ontology annotation, cellular component: membrane; Golgi apparatus. The coding region runs from base 1 to 1986 and encodes 661 amino acids. The record is from RefSeq and is a predicted model, not a curated record. Gene Ontology annotation, molecular function: alpha-1,2-mannosyltransferase activity; protein binding. Gene Ontology annotation, biological process: cell wall mannoprotein biosynthetic process; protein N-linked glycosylation. Lineage: Eukaryota; Cryptophyceae; Pyrenomonadales; Geminigeraceae. The transcript has 10 exons.
AUGAAGCUAGGGCGAAUGCUCUUCAGCUUAUAUGCAAGGGCUGUGCCAUCAUGCUUCGUCAUGCUCGCUAUUGCUGCUUUCGUGUUGAUGGUGGGAGCUCACGAGCUCUCAGACAGCGACGUGCUGAGGGAGGCCGUUCAACUUUCUCAGCAGGGUAAUUUCGACAUGGCAGCAAGAGCGGCACGCACGUUGCUCAGAAUGUCAAGAGAGAAAAGGGACGAGGAGAUGGAGUACAUCUCGCUGCGCAUGUUGGCAGAUUGUGAGAAUGGAAAGUCAAACGUGAAAGACAACGCAGAGGAGACCCUGCGGCCCAACGAAUUCUUGUCUUUCCAAGCACUGGUGUUGGCAUCUCGAGUAGCAAACAGCGUUCUCAACUCAGCAGGACGCACGUAUCCUUCCGGUCAUCUCAAAAAGUUCGUGACAGACCUUACCAUGUUCGGCUGCAAGAUAGCCUACAACUUUCGGGACGAAGGUUUUCCAUCGUCAGCUCUGAGAGUUUUGAAGCAUUCGUUAGCUGCGAUCCGACGAGUCAAGCUGUCCGACACGUCGUACGUAGACAGAGCAGCUGUGCAUCUCUACAAUGACGUUUGCAAUGUCCUGCGAAACUUUGGAAGGACUGCGGAGGCGAAAGGUUUCUGUGCUGCAGCAAUCGAUCUCACUUACAAAAACAUAGGUUUCAUCUCCAACUCAAGCUUGUCCAAGUUUCAAUUCAACCUUGGAAAAGUGUAUUCAGAUGAGGAUGACUGGGAGAAUGCUGUGGUUUUGUGGAGAAAGGCGUUGGAAGCGAUGGAGGAUGUAGACACUCUAAUCUCCCUCGGCAUGGCAUAUUCUCGUCAAGGAGAAGCAGCAGAAGCUCUUGCCUUCUUCAAGCGAGCUUUCCUGUCGGAUCCUUCGCAUCCCUUCCCGUUCGUUGCUGCCGCCACGACUCUGAUGAGGCAAGGGGACCACUUUCAUGCCAGGGAGCUGCUGCGAUGGUUGCGCCAGCCGGAAGGUGAGGUCGGGUACUAUCACGACCUGCUGAGAGUGCGGGAAGGCAUGACUGCUGAAGCCUUCCCGUCCUCAAUCGUAUGGCAUGAUGACGAUCUACAUCAACUGAAAGAGAGGAGAAUUAUCAGCAUCGCACAGUCUGAUCAGUCGCUGUCAGCUGCAAUUGUAUACCUUACUUCUAAGGCUGACGAGGAUAUUCAAGACUUGAAUCAGAGUCUAAACUUGCUUGAGAAGAAUUACUUCACAUUACACCGCUAUUAUCCCGUCUAUGUUUUUUAUGACUUCCUUGAAGAGUCUACCAUACUGCAGUUGAACCGACCCAACCUGAACAUCUCAUUUCACAAGAUUAACAUGGAUGUCCCAUCGGACCAACAGGACAAGCACGGGAAUUUCUCUAGAAAGUUUCUAGGCUACGGUCUUGGCUACCGAGCCAUGUGUCGAUUUUUCUCUGGGCCGAUUUACAACCAUCCAGCAAUGCAGGCAGCCCCUACCUGUACAAACAUUCUCCUCUCAGCUUCUUGGCAGAGCCUGGACUUCUACAUGCGGCUCGACGUUGACUCUUUCUUCAUCGCUCCACUCCCCCUCGACCCGAUCCAGCACUUGGCUGACCGCCAGCAAUCUUAUGGGUACAUCACGACAGGUCGUGAGGAACGCAAGUUCGUUGUGAAUCUGUGGGAGACGUUCAUGCAGGAGGCGACCAGACUGAAGUUGCCCAACCUGCCCGCUGUUGGAUCGCAAAAAGCGUGGGGAAGGACAUUCUUCUACACCAACUUCGAGGUUAGCGCCAUGGCUGUGUGGCGCUCGCAGGAGUAUCUCGCUAUCUUCAAAGCCCUCGAUGACUCAGGAGGGUUUUUCCGUCAUCGCUGGGGCGAUGGCCCCGUGCACUACUUAGCCGUUCGGGCGAUGCUCGAAGACUCUAAGGUGGUGAGAUUCAACACACUUCCCUACUGGCAUCAAACUCUUGUAGUGGACGAAACACCCUUCAUUGCAAGCGUGUAA